Messenger RNA from Drosophila kikkawai, 393 nucleotides. The record is from RefSeq and is a predicted model, not a curated record. NCBI's taxonomy places the organism in Eukaryota, Metazoa, Arthropoda, Insecta, Diptera, Drosophilidae.
AUGCGUCAGUUUAUAGUACUCUUGGUUUUUGGCAUCGUUUGGCAUCACAGCCACGGAAGAGAAGUGCGCUUUUCUAAGGACUUUAAAAAGAUUGGAUCUAAGUAUUACUAUAUUGAGGAUAAUGAUGAACUGGACUGGUUCGAUGCUAGCGACAAAUGUGAAAGCAUGAAUGCCCACUUGGUCAGUAUCAAAAAUGUUAACGAAUGGGCUGCUAUCAACAAUCACUUGACCCAAUGCAAAGACUAUUGGGUGGACAUCAGAAACGACGGAGAUGAGUUCGUAUCAGAAGCUACCGGAGAGGAGGCUCCAUUUUUAAAAAAAGGAGCUUCCCGUCCGGAAGUGUCUGACAUGAAGGUAAAGUUUGACUCAACAUCUCUGAUGUCUACCCAGUAG